AUGGAUGCUGAAGAUCUGAGCUCAGUGCCAGGGUAUGAGGGUCAUAUAGAGUACCUUGGGGAUAUGAAGAGUGACUGUACCCUGAGAAUCACAGACCUGAGAUUGAGUGACUCUGCUGUGUACAGGUUCAGAUUCAUAAUAUCUGGGGGAAGGUUUUCUGGCUCACCUGUCUCCCUGACUGUCACAGAUGUUGUGUUGGUGAUGGAUCCUACAUCUGUGUCAGAGAGGGAGAAUGUCACACUGACAUGUAGAACCAAAUGUACACUGGACCCCAUCACAGCCUACAGUUGGUAUAAGAAUGGACAGCCUAUACCAAACAGCAACACCUCCUCUCCUGUCUAUAUCCUAUUCUCAGUCAGCAGUGAGGACACAGGCAGAUACUCCUGUGCUGUAGAAGGCCAUGAGGAUCUCCCCUCUGCUGAAGAGACUGUCACUGUCACAUGGAAACAAAUCUCAGUUAUGACUGUAGCUGUAAGAAUCAUAGUGGUUGUUCUGGGUGUCAUACUGGCUUCAUGUCUCUCUGGCUUCAUGUGGUUCAGGAAGAAAGUCUCCAAAUCCAUCUCUGACACAAGACACACAGCAGACAACGGACAGGGAGACUCUCGUCCAGUGUAUGACAACAUCUCAGGCAUGGCCAUGACCUCUACUGCAGCACAGACAGUGGCCACCGUCGACAUUCACUACGCCAACAUCCACGUCUCUCUCACUCCAAAAACAAGGAAGUGCCUCUGUACUCCACCGUCCAACUGCCUCAACACCAGAAACAGGAGGUCCAUGGUACUGAGUCAGAAUGGCUGGAGUGUUACAUACACCACUCAGAGAAUCUGUGCCUUGAAGGGGUCAUCAGUGGAGAUAUCCUGCUCUUACACAUAUCCCAGUGGUACAGUCACAACAACCUUCUGGUUCACUAAAAAGUAUGCUGUGGAGAAUUAUGUGAGUCUGAGAGUUGACUCAGACUACAAUGGUCGUGUGACGUACCGUAGUGAUAAGACGAAUGGACACACCCUGAGAAUCACAGACCUGAGAGAGAGGGACUCAGCUGAGUACCAGGUCAGAUUUAUAACAGAUGAGCCAGGAGGGAGAUAUUCUGGCUAUCCUGGAGUCACUCUGUCUGUUACAGACCUGCAGGUGAAGGUGACCACUACAUGGUGGUCAACGACACUGACCUGUAGCACCACCUGUACUCUGACUGGUAACCCCACCUACAUCUGGUACAGGAACAGUAAGAUUGUACAAGAGGACUCCUCCCCCUCAUACUCAGUCUACUUUAAUACUGAAGACAGCUUCUACUGUGCUGUAAAAGGCAUCAAUACUCCUGCAGUGUCUGUUGAGGGUCACAGUUAUUUCCACGUGACUUACACCCAUCAGAGUGUCUGUACCUUGAAGGGGUCAUCAGUGGACAUAUCCUGCUCUUAUACAUUUCCCAGUGGUCAUACAGUCUCUGAAACAAAAUGGUACACAAAAGGAAAACUUGAUGAGGCGCCUCAAAUCCUGAACCCGGGGUAUGAAGGUCGUGUGGAGUACCUUGGAAAUAUGCAGAGUGACUCCACCCUGAGAAUCACAGACCUGAGAGAGGAGGAUUCAGCUGAGUAUAAGUUUAGAUUCAGAACAGAUCAGACAAMCUGGGAGCCCACCUYCCCUGGAACAACUCUGACUGUCACAGKUCUGCAGGUGAAGGKGACUCCUGYCACUGUGUCAGAGGGACAGAAKGUGACACUGACCUGUAGCACCACCUGUACUCUGACUGACAACCCCAACCCCACCUACAUCUGGUACAAGAAUGGACAUGUAACCAACCAAUCUAACAGUCUGUUCCUAAACCCAGUCAGCAGUGAGGAUGCAGGCAGAUACUCCUGUGCUGUAGAAGGCCAUGAGGAUCUCCCCUCUGCUGAAGAGUCUCUCACUGUCACAUGUGAGUCUGUCUCUAUGUAUGAACAAUGUGUUACAUAUUGUCCACCAGAUGGCCCAAAGAACACCUCAGUGUCAGUCAGUCCCUCUGGUGAAAUAGUGGAGGGCAGUUCAGUGACUCUGACCUGCAGCAGUGAUGCCAACCCACCUGUGGACAAAUACACCUGGUACAAGAAGAAGGCCAUUUACCUCACUAUCAUCAACAUAUGUAUUACAGGGAAACAAACCUCACAAGUCCUUGACUGCUCUCAGCUUCUGUAG
Messenger RNA from Salvelinus sp. IW2-2015, 2169 nucleotides. Lineage: Eukaryota; Metazoa; Chordata; Actinopteri; Salmoniformes; Salmonidae. The record is from RefSeq and is a predicted model, not a curated record.